CCCAUCAUCAUUUGACCUUUUUCCUCGUUGUUUCCUUCAUUCUCUCUCCUUAUCUUCCCUUUAUAAUUUCUGCCAUUGUUUCUUCUCUCUCUUUAUUAAUCAAUCCUUCAUCUGACACAAAUUUCAGCAGUUUAUUGCAGACAUAAAAUUUCAGAUCUGUUGGUAUUUUUGAAAGGAGGAAAACAAAAUAUUGAAAAGAGAGGGAUAAGAUAUUGAAGUUGUGAUUAGAUCAAGAACGUUGAAACAAUGGCAGAAGAGCAUGGAUAUAAAGCAGCAGAAGGGCACAGAUUAUGUGCAAAUAAUUGUGGGUUUUUUGGGAGCUCAGCAACCUUAAAUUUAUGUUCAAAAUGUUACAGGGAUGUGCAUAUGAAAGAAGAACAAGAUGCGAUUGCAAAAGCGGCCUUAGACAGCACAAACCCGCACCCACACCCUAACCCCGAAACUCUUUCGGGGUUGGGGUUGGAUGCGGGAUCAUCCACCUUAGUCGAGCCUAAAAGCUCGACUGAGGAAGGUUGGAACUCGGCUGUUGAGAUAAUCUCAACAGUCGAGGUCCAACCUGGAUCUGUAGCUGAUCUGAUAACUCGACCUGAACCUGUGGUGGUCAUGUCAGCUCAACCUACCCGAUGUCUAACGUGUCGGAAACGAGUUGGGCUGACAGGCUUUAAGUGUCGGUGCGGGUUGAUGUUUUGUGGGUCCCAUCGAUACCCGGAACAACAUGGGUGCACGUUUGAUUACAAGACAGCUGGCAAAGAUGCAAUUGCUAAGGCUAACCCGGUGAUCAAGGCAAGGAAAUUAGACAAAAUUUGAAGGAUAGAGUAAUGAAAUUUGGACCCUUUGGAUUAUGUUUUUUUUAAUGAAUAUUUGAAUUUUAAUGAAUAUUUGUGGGAUAUUAGAGGAAUUUGAUGGUGGGUUAAUGAUUAAAAAAAAUGAAAAAUUGGGAGUGUAUUUUUUUUUCUUCCCUUUUUAAUUAGGCACAUAAUGUUGAGGUGGCCAGAUUAAGAAUUUGUAGUAUAUAAAAUUUCUUAUCUUUUGUUCA
Beta vulgaris subsp. vulgaris (sugar beet) is the source of this 1036-nucleotide messenger RNA. Its product is annotated as zinc finger A20 and AN1 domain-containing stress-associated protein 4. NCBI's taxonomy places the organism in Eukaryota, Viridiplantae, Streptophyta, Magnoliopsida, Caryophyllales, Amaranthaceae. The record is from RefSeq and is a predicted model, not a curated record. The transcript is spliced from 2 exons. Bases 247 to 807 code for a protein of 186 amino acids. Gene Ontology annotation, molecular function: zinc ion binding; DNA binding.